Molecule: messenger RNA, 1632 nt
Organism: Penicillium nucicola
Lineage: Eukaryota; Fungi; Ascomycota; Eurotiomycetes; Eurotiales; Aspergillaceae
Product: FAD-binding oxidoreductase
Exons: 3
Coding region: 1-1632 (543 amino acids)
Molecular function (GO): FAD binding
Source: RefSeq, a predicted model, not a curated record
AUGCAUUCUUGGACCUUACUUGGCGGGUUAUCUGCGGUUGGAGCUGUGAUUGCUCAAUCCACUUCAUUUGAGCCAGCCAAUUUCAAUGUCACCAACGCAUUGGAGGAUUUAGGCGUGAACGUUUCGGACAUCCCGGCCCUGCAAUCGCUGUCUAGUAUCCAAUCGCGGUCUAGCCAGACAUCUUGUUCCAUUGCGUGCGCAAGUCUGAGCUUCCUCUUUGGAUCUAAGGUGUCAGCUCAAACUACUGCGGGCUAUACGAACUUCACGAGUUCAUUCUGGUCUGUGCAGCAAGAAGAGGUCCAGCCUCGGUGUGUUUUCCGGCCUACUGCGAACACAGACGUCAGUACUGCAGUCUUGCUCUCCCGUCUGACUGGCUGUGAGUUUGCGGCCCGAAGUGGUGGCCACGCUGCCUUCACUGGAGCUUCCAGCAGACCAGAUGGAAUUAGUAUCUGGUUCAAGGAUAUGAACCAGGUCACUUUGAACAGUGACAAGUCUGUCGCCUCUAUUGGACCUGGAAAUAACUGGCUGUCGGUUUAUUCUGCUCUCGAGCCUUACGGCCUCGCUACUGUUGGCGGUCGUGCCUCCAGCAUUGGUGUUGGAGGCUUCGUGUUGGGUGGUGGUAUCUCUUACCACUCCAACUUAUAUGGAUGGGCUUGUGACAACGUUCAAAGCUUCGAGGUCGUUACUGCUAGUGGUUUGAUUGUCACUGCAAGUGAGUCCUCUUUCUCGGACCUCUACUGGGCUCUGCGUGGUGGUGGCAACAAUCUUGGUCUUGUCACCAAAUAUAACCUCUACACCAUCCCUGCGCCCGUUAUGCGUGGAGGUGCCAGAAGCUUCCUUAGAGGCACCGUCUCUGACUCUGACUCUGGUUUCGACGAUGUUAUCAACGCCUUCAUCAACGUCGCCAACAACGCCACCGUAGAUGGCCAUGCUCAACAAUAUGUUGCUUUCCUCCAGACCAGCGGAAUGGACCUCGCCUCCGCUGAGCUGACCUACACACUGAACGUCACUGACCCAGAAAUCUUCAAACAGUACAGAAGCAUUCCUGCAGUUUCUGAUGUUACAAGCACCAAGACCCUGGUUGAGUACGUCAAGUAUCUCGAGAACGAGAACCCCUUUGGUCUUCGUGAGGUAUACUGGCCCCUUGCCUUCCAGCUUGAUGAGGACUUCUCCAACUGGGUCGUCACACUGUUCUACUCGAUGAUUCCCCAGAUUGCCAAUGUCACCGGCGCCCAGCCCGUCAUCAUUUAUCAAGCUAUCACCGAGCCCAUGCUCAAAAACAUGAACAACCACGGUGGUAACGCUCUUGGACUCGCUGGCUCGACUGGCCCCGUUCAUCUGAUGCACAUUGCCUGCUGGUGGACAAACAAGUCCGAUGACGAGACCAUCUACAGCUUUGUCAACAGCUUCUGGGAGAAGGUCGUUGCACAGGCUAAGACCCUGGGUGUGUACAACGAGUACAUCUACAUGAACUACGCCAGCAUGUUCCAGGAUCCCGUCUCCGGUUACGGAGCGUCAAACAAGGCUCUGUUGAAAAGCAUUGCGAAGAAGUAUGAUCCCGCGCAGGUUUACCAAACGCUCCAGCCCGGUUACUUCAAACUUGAGGGUGCUCCCGUCACUGGCUCAUUCUGA